AUGAAUGAAUGCAAAAAGAUGUUCGAGGCGAAUAACCUUCAUUUUCCAGAUGAUUUUUAUCAUCUUCCUGAUUGUAUAAAUGUUAUUCCUAUUCAAACAAUUUCUUCUACUUUAGUUUUUGUAAAGUCAACGAAUCAACAAGUCAAUCUUAAUACAAAUAACUCUCAAUUUAAUUCAUUCGUAACUCCUCAACCAUUUGGACUACAACAAAAAACAAAUACUGUAGCUGACAUUUCAGUCCCUGCUAACCCAAGUACUUUUAAACAAAUCCAAAUGGAAGAAGAACCAAUUUCUCAAAUGUCAGAUUUACAACAAACUAUUCUAAAUGGACCUACUUUAGGCAUACCAGAAACAAGGUUCACGGAAAUUGAAAAACCUGCUGUAGAAAUGAAAUAUAUAAAUCCAGUUAAUGGAGAAAAAUUUGACCCAACUGAUAUUGAUAAAAACCAUUUUAAAGAAAUACUUACCAGUAGUUUUAUUCAAUCAAAAAAGAAUUUAACAUCUGUUCAACCAAAAUACCCCGUGUCUCAACAACCAGUUGGUUUAUUAAAUGAAAAAACUCCUAAAUACUCUCCAAAGACAUCUCCUAGUACUUAUAAAAAUACAUCAAACAUGGAGCUUUCUCCUGCUAUUCAAAAAAAAUAUCCUAAACUUGCAAAACCAAAUCAACCACUCGGAAGUCCAAGUCAACUAACUCGAAAUGGUCUUACUAAUUCGCCAUAUGGAACACAUAAAAAAUUAUAUCAACAAGCAUCUUCUCCAGUAUUAUCUCCUAUUGGAAAACCACAAAUACAAACUUCAGGAUCAACACAAGUUAAACCAAAUACAAUGAUAAGUAUUGAAGAAAAAUUUAAAAGAAUUAAUUCACAACACAAUACUACACCAAUUCCUACUGUUAAAUCAUCUCAUUCAAUCAGAGAUGACUUUAAUUUUUCUAAGCCACAAAAUUCAUCAAGACCACCAAAAACUGCUCAAGCAAUGAUAGAAGAAAAGAAAGAACAACCAAGUUAUCCAAUUAGUGAUUAUUAUAACAGUGAUGAAGAUGCUCGUUCUCGUAAUAGAAAAGCUAAAGCGUGUUUACAAAUGGAUUGGACAAAAAAAGGUAAUUUAACACCAUUAAUAAAUAGAGCAGACGGUGAUGAUCCAGCAAGAAUUUUCCAAAUGGCACCAAUUGUUAUAGGAGAUGAAACAGAAUUUAUUGGAGAUUCUGCUAAGCAACAACAAAGAAGAAAUAGAUCAAUGGCUUGGAAAUAA
Molecule: messenger RNA, 1254 nt
Organism: Entamoeba nuttalli P19
Lineage: Eukaryota; Evosea; Mastigamoebida; Endamoebidae
Exons: 1
Coding region: 1-1254 (417 amino acids)
Source: RefSeq, a predicted model, not a curated record